This is a messenger RNA of Plectropomus leopardus (leopard coralgrouper), 643 nucleotides long. The record is from RefSeq and is a predicted model, not a curated record. NCBI's taxonomy places the organism in Eukaryota, Metazoa, Chordata, Actinopteri, Perciformes, Serranidae.
AUGUCAGCAUCAGAGCAGCAUCAUAACCAGCAUCAUAUCAGCAUCAUGUCAGCAUCAGAGCAGCAUCAGAGCAGCAUCAUGUCAGCAUCAGAGCAGCAUCAUAUCAGCAUCAUGUCAGCAUCAGAGCAGCAUCAUAUCAGCAUCAUAUCAGCAUCAGAGCAGCAUCAUAGCAGCAUCAUAGCAGCACCAAAGCUGCUGCUUGCAGAUUAUCUGACCGGGACAGUUGCUGUCGCUCUGAGGAACCAGAAAGUCACCAUAUCUGGAGGCAAUGGCCAAGUCACCGAGGUCUCCACCUCUGUGUCCAUCCCGCCGCUCACUCACCUGACGCUCUGCUUUGAGCUGGAGCGCAGCCGCCACAAACAGAAAGAGUGGAUCUUCACCUACUCGGACAGCAGCAGCGGCGUGGCUCUGAGUUUGGGCUCCGAUCAGUCCGGUAUGAAGAUGAUUGUUGACGGAGUGACGUGUCCCAUUGACUCCAUCAUCUCCUCCUCUGACUUCACCUCUACCAUGAAGCCUUUCUGUUUCCUGUGGACUUCAUCAAACGGCCGGGUGGCGGUUUAUUUCAACAGGAACUACUGGGCCAAGACCUGCUCCUCCUCCACGGGACACUCUGUCCCUGCUGGAGGACGCUUCCGCUUAGGAG